AUGAGUUGGAAAGGCUUCACCAAGGGUAUCACCCGAGCCCCUCAAACAGUCAAGAGCCGCUUCAAUAUUGGGGAAAUAUCCAAAGAUCCCAUCUACAUCGACGCUGAAAGGCGUUUCCAAGAGUUGGAGCAGGAGACGAAGAAACUACACGAUGAAUCCAAGAAGUACUUUGACUCCAUCAACGGCAUGCUGUCCCACCAGAUUGAAUUCUCCAGAGCUAUCGCGGAAAUAUACAAACCUAUCUCUGGUCGAAUGUCCGAUCCCGACUCUUUUGUAGCCGAAGGCAACCCGGAGGGCAUACGCGCCUGUGAAGAAUAUGAAGUUAUUGUCAAAGAGCUCCAGGCCACAUUAGCGCCGGAGCUGGAAAUGAUUGAGUCGAGAAUCGUCAAACCCGCCGAGGAGUUGCUUGAAAUCGUAAAGGUCAUUCGAAAAUCGGCGGUGAAACGAGACCACAAACAACUGGACUACGAUCGACAUCGUGCCACGCUCAAAAAACUUCAGGACAAGAAAGAGAAGACACUCAAGGACGAAAAGGCCCUCUAUAAGGCUGAGAACGACGUCGAGCUGGCGACCCAAGACUAUGAAUAUUUCAACAAUGUGCUCAAGGAGGAGCUACCACAGCUGUUCAGACUCGAACGCGAGUUCAUACGUCCGCUAUUUCAGUCUUUCUACUACAUGCAGCUAAACAUCUUUUAUACCCUUCACGAGAAGAUGCAAGACAUCGACAUUGGUUAUUUCAACCUUACUUUGGCUAUUGAGGACUCCUUUGAGGAGAAGCGUGGCGACACCCAAGCCCAAGCAGAGGCUAUCUCAAUCGUCAAAUUCAAGACUACAGGGCAAAGGAAGUUGAAUCAGUCCCGAUAUGGCCAGAGUAAAUACGCGCUUGAAAACAAGCGUGAACCUAAGCUAUUGACUCAAGGCUCGGGGAGAAGCUCCUUGUCAGACGGCAAGGAGAGUGCUCCCCCACCAUAUAGCCCUCCUAGCUCAACGACAUCACCUCCUGUGUCGGGUGCGAAUUGGGGCACGGUAGCCAAGUCGAAACCACCACCACCGAAACCGAAACCCUCGAGGCUUAGCGGAGCACCCACGGCAGCAGAGACCGUGACGGCAUUAUAUGACUACGAAGCACAAGCCCAUGGCGAUCUGAGUUUCUCAACUGGCGAGGUGAUUGAGAUUGUGCAGCGAACGCAGAACGAAAAUGAGUGGUGGACAGGGAAAAUCGGAACGCGGCAAGGGCAAUUCCCUGGUAACUACGUGCAGCUAAACUCAUGA
This is a messenger RNA of Pseudovirgaria hyperparasitica, 1272 nucleotides long. RefSeq names its product BAR-domain-containing protein. Gene Ontology annotation, molecular function: protein binding; lipid binding. The coding region runs from base 1 to 1272 and encodes 423 amino acids. Lineage: Eukaryota; Fungi; Ascomycota; Dothideomycetes; Acrospermales; Acrospermaceae. The transcript is spliced from 6 exons. The record is from RefSeq and is a predicted model, not a curated record. Gene Ontology annotation, biological process: endocytosis; plasma membrane tubulation; actin cortical patch localization. Gene Ontology annotation, cellular component: medial cortex; actin cortical patch; Rvs161p-Rvs167p complex.